Musa acuminata subsp. malaccensis (wild Malaysian banana) is the source of this 1613-nucleotide messenger RNA. RefSeq names its product plant cysteine oxidase 2. The record is from RefSeq and is a predicted model, not a curated record. NCBI's taxonomy places the organism in Eukaryota, Viridiplantae, Streptophyta, Magnoliopsida, Zingiberales, Musaceae. Gene Ontology annotation, molecular function: oxidoreductase activity, acting on single donors with incorporation of molecular oxygen, incorporation of two atoms of oxygen.
CACGGGAAAGCACUUGCCAUGGCACCUGGUUUUCCUCUCCCACACCAUAAAAAAUUGGUAACUCCGCCCCUCUCUCGAUCGGUCCGUGUCAACUUCACCCCCUCGGCAGCCAUCCCAAUCCCUAUCCCGAUUUCUCUCUUGAGAAAGCUAAGUUCAUGAACUUGUUCUUGAGCGCAGCAGCCGUCCUGAUUUUUUUCUUCCUGCUCGAGGGCCGAUCUUUCUUGUGUUUGUUCGAGUUCUAGCGAUCCGGCAUCCGACGUUCGGGGUUCGGUGGAUUGGCCCUUCCCCGUUUAGGCCUUUCGUUGUUGCUUUUGUAUCUGUUCGCUUGGGAUGGGGGUCGACGGCGGCUUGGCCGACCCGACGUUAAGGGCAGAAUUGGCGACGGAGAAGAACACGUACUCUUCCAAAAAGAAGAAGAGGCGGCAGAAGAAGCCGACGUCGACGCCGAGUGCCGUGCAGAGGCUUUUUGAGACUUGCAAGGAGGUGUUUGCUCAUGGCGGGCGUGGGUUCAUCCCGUCGGCGGAUGAUGUGGAGCGCCUCCGAUCCGUUCUUGAUACUCUAAAGCUCACGGAUGUUGGUGUAAGCCCAAAUCUUCCAUUUUUCCACCAUGUUGUGACGGAUGGGCCUCCUCCUGUGACAUAUUUGCACCUUUAUGCAUGCUCCAAUUUCUCGAUUGGUAUCUUCUGCCUUCCACAAGCAGCUGUCAUUCCACUUCACAAUCACCCAGGCAUGACCGUUGUUAGCAAACUUCUUUUUGGCUCCAUGCACAUUAAGUCGUACGAUUGGGUUAAUGACCCUGAAGGCUCAAACGAGAAAAUCAAAUCCUCAAAUGGUGCAUGUUUGGCAAAGGUGAACACUGAUGCCAUCUUUAAGGCACCCUGUGAGACGUCUGUUUUAUACCCUACUACUGGAGGUAACAUGCAUUGUUUUACUGCAGUAACCUCCUGUGCAGUUCUGGAUGUCCUUGGACCACCAUACAAUGACGACGAAGGAAGGGCUUGCUCUUAUUACAAGGAGUAUGUGUUCUCAAGCUUUCCGGGCAAAGCAAUUGGGGUGUCCGGUGAAAGCAAGGAGUAUGCAUGGCUGGAGGAGAGGGAGAGCAAGCCCGAUGAUCUCGUUGUACGUGGUGCGGAGUACAGGGGCCCGAAAAUUGUAGGCCGCUGAUGGCAAACUUUGCAAUGAUGCUGCAACUUCUGCAGCAAAGCACAAAAAGAAAGCUAAGCAGCCUGCCACCCAACUGUAGAUACACAAGUAAAGAAAAGGAAACUAAGCUUUAGAUGACAAAAGAAAUAAUCAUGACACUGUUUGUCCACCCUUUAAAACUCUUCUGUUUCUUCGAUAGAUCUUUCAGCUUAAACACACCCAAAAUGUGUUUCAGAGAUUUGUUUCCAGAUAAUUUGGCACCGUAGAACAUUGCUUUUUUUUCUUUUUCCUUAUUCCAGGCAUUCGAUUUGCUGUACUUUAGUUGUCAUGGGUUAUCAUCGUUCUUCUGCUUGUGAAGCACGAGAUCGGGUAUAAAGCUUGCUGUUUUCAUGUAUUGAUGAACUACGCAGAGGCUCAUAAGACAUGAUGAUUACUCUUCCGUUUCUGUAAUCUCCAAGUCAUUUUUAUUC